UGAAGCGAGGACAUUUCUGACGUUUCGGACAUAAAAUUCGUAUCGAAAAUCUUUAAUUAUAGAGAGAGAGAUAGCGAUUCACGCGACAGUUCUCUCUUUUUAUCGUGACUUUUUCGAUUAGAAGAUUAAAUCAGAAUUCGUACGUAUGGGACUUUGGUGUGGGUGGUUCUUUACAUUUGGUGACUAUCUUUAUCUCUUUUCCAAAGAUAUAUCCUGGAUAGUAGUUGUCUUUAUUUAUAUAAGCAAGAGACGUGAGUCUGCGACACGGCUUUUCGCGUGUGAAUCAAACUCGCGGAAAUUUUACGGAUGGAAACAUGAAGCAUGCGUGUAUCUAGCAUUUCGAGAAUCGCAUUUCCGGCUGUUUAGCAACGGAAUAUUUUUUUAACGAUAAAAGGAAAAAGAAACUGCGCGAUUACUCUGCAGUCUUUCGCGCACGAUACAUAAAGAGACUCUACGUUUGACGUAUGAAAAGAUGGUGACCGAUUGAUAUAGCGAGGUUUAAUGAUAACGCAAGUCCCGAGUGUUUCCAUUAAUUUUCGUCGCGAUAAGAUUGUCAGUCGAGCGAACGAUGGACGACGGCAACUCGUCAUUGGGGAUAUCGUGAACAGCCGGAGACGUCGUUUCGGUUCGUACAUCGGUUAGUUCAGCUAAUUACGAGCUAUUUGUUCCUUCACUUGGGAUUCUCUCUGCGCGAAGUAUUCACGAGUGUUCAUCGAGUGUGAUAACAUUUCAACGAUCAUAUUACAAGAGAGUAAUUUGAUAGAAAAAUUAUGAAUCUUUUAAGAUAUUAUUUUGAAUUAUAAUUAACUUUGUACAAUGUCCCAUUGCGAAGAAGAAGCAGUAUCACCUGGUUUUCACCAAUUAAGUAUCACAAUUGAAGCAGCAAUAUUAAGAAGUUCAACUUUCUUAAAGCCUAAUCCAUAUAUAGAGUUCUCAGUCGAUGAUAAAAGUCCUCGUAAAACAGAAGUAUCAAAGUCUACGUAUCAGCCAAAAUGGAACGAAGAAUUCACUAUACUUGUCACGCCAUAUUCACAAUUGCACUUUCGACUUCUUGACCAUAGUACAUUUCGCAAAGAUACAUUAAUAGGAGAAAAACGGAUAAGCCUAUUCCAAGUGUUAUCACAUUAUAAUGGAAAAUUAGAAAAUUUGGAAUUAACAUUUGAUUUAAUGAGCGAAAGCAAACAUGAUUCUCAGUUAUGUAAAGUUGGUGAAUUGAUUACAGUAUUUGAUGGACUUAGAAUUGAUACCACUAAUGAGACACCAGUGAAUGUUAAUGAACCUCUCUGCCAAAUACAAUCAGAUGGUGCCACAAAUAAUGAUACGAUGAAUAACCGAAGCAUUCUCAACGGUGGAGUCCGUGCGCGUAUGAGAUUGCAUAGUUCAGAUAGUCUCGCGCCGUCUAUGUGUCGUUUGACAAAUAUUCAUCUUAGUCCCAACUACAACAGUGGAAACAGUCAAACAAAUAGUAAUGCAGCAAAUAUUGGAUCUUCUACCACAAUAAUUUCAAGCGUAGACGGCACAUCGGGUAAUAAUGUUAGCAGCAGUAGCAGUCUCUCUGCAAAUACUUUAAUGAACGGGCACGCGAUUCCAAUAGUUGAUAAAUCUAUGAUGUCCCCGGGAAAUCGGCAUGCCGCAAACAUACGAACUUUCGCAGGUAGAUUGACUAUUAAAGAUCAAUCUCCGGCGUCGGCUAAUUCGCCGGAAGGCCGAGUAUACAGGCGAGGCAGUUAUGGCAAUCCGGUGGAGCAACAAUCCACGAUGGCCAAGUUGGAUCUACGUAGUAUGCCUCGAUCAGAACAAUCCUCUUCGAUGAUUCCCGGACAGCAAACAUGUGCGGCGGAUGUUCGAGGCAUUUUGCGACAAGAUCAGCCGAUAGAUAGUUCAGGUGCUGCUCAAACAGAUCUGAACGUGUCUUUGCAUGCAGAUGCACGCAAUAGCGGUGGUGCUUUACGAAUAGAACAACCGACUUCACCAGACGGUCGUGUAAUUACACGAUCGGAACACGCACUACGAAUAGAACAACCGGUUGUCGAGACACGAACACCGGAACACACUCUACGAAUCGAACAACCGACAAUUGUCACAACUCUAGCAGAUGGUCGUGUAUUAACACGAUCGGAACAAUCGACGAGCGGCAACCACCUAACAGACGAUUUACGCGAAACUAGACAACCUACAGAACAGCCUACGAAUAUUCGACGGAUGAGUAUGACGAAUGAAGAUCUACGUGCGAUAAGACAACCGGAACAAUCCAUCGCGAGCAGCAUUCGUGUAUCCGAGGAUAUGCGUGGGAUGAGACAGCAGACUGAACAAUCAGCUAAUAACCUUCGUUUAAACGAAGAUUCGCGAGGAAUAAGGCAAUCCGAGCAAUCUGUUCGUACGGUCGAAGAUCUACGCGCGGCGAGGCAACAACCUACGGAACAGUCUACAAGCGUUCGUCUGCAGGAAGAUUUACGAAUUCCUCGCGCGGAACAAUCGUUAAAUGCAGAUCUACGUGUUUCGCUUCCUCGUCCACAAAAUGCGAAUAUUCUGCCGACAGACGGUCAUCGUACCGCAUCAUCCGUCUCUCGAUCGGAACAGUCAGCGAUGUUUUCCUUACCCGACGGACGGACUAUUUCUAUCGCGGAACACAUGCCCUCUCCUGCCGUGCCACCAGAUCCUCGUUCUGGUGCAUCGCGAAUUCCGCAGACUGCGGUUCCUUUGCCGAGUCAACCUAUGGCUGUACCCGCGACAGCGCAAUCAGGAUCCUCGGUACUACUCGCUGAAGAUGUUAAUCAUUCCGAAGAACCCUUGCCGCCUGGUUGGGAAAUGAGAUAUGAUUUAUAUGGAAGAAGAUAUUACGUCGAUCAUAAUACUCGAAGUACGUCUUGGGAGAGACCCCAGCCUUUGCCUCCUGGAUGGGAAGUUCGUCGCGAUCCAAGAGGUAGAAUUUAUUACGUCGAUCAUAAUACGAGAAGUACCACAUGGCAGAGACCAAAUACAGAGAGAUUACAGCAUUUCCAACAUUGGCAAGGUGAAAGACAAUAUGUCGUUCAACAAGGCAAUCAAAGGUUUCUUUAUCCCCAGGCUCAUGGAAAUCAAGUUGCUGCGGGUCCGUCGACGUCCGCGGCCGAUGAUGACGAUGCUUUGGGACCAUUACCGGCUGGUUGGGAAAGACGAAAGCAACCAGAGGGUAGAGUUUAUUAUGUAAAUCAUAAAAAUAGGACCACACAAUGGGAAGAUCCUCGAACGCAGGGUCAGGAAACUGGAAUGGAUGAACCACCAUUACCAGAUGGCUGGGAAAUACGAUUAACAGAAGAUGGGGUUCGUUAUUUCGUUGAUCAUAACACCCGAACAACAACGUUUCAAGAUCCAAGACCUGGUGCACCUAAAGGCCCUAAAGGUGUAUAUCGUGUUCCUCGAGCAUAUGAAAGAUCAUUCCGAUGGAAACUGUCUCAGUUCCGGUUCUUAUGUCAAACUAACGCGCUGCCUAAUCAUAUUAAAAUUAGCGUUAGUCGGCAGACAUUGUUUGAGGAUUCUUAUCAUCAAAUAAUGAAUGCAGAAGCUUUUGCACUAAGACGGCGAUUAUACAUAAUAUUUAAAGGAGAAGAAGGUCUGGACUAUGGAGGUGUAUCUAGAGAAUGGUUUUUCCUACUGAGCCACGAAGUUUUGAAUCCGAUGUACUGCCUAUUCGAAUAUGCCAAUAAAAGCAAUUAUAGUUUGCAAAUAAAUCCAGCUUCGUAUGUCAAUCCUGAUCAUUUGCAAUAUUUCAAAUUUAUUGGCAGAUUUAUUGCAAUGGCUCUUUAUCAUGGCCGAUUCAUAUAUAGCGGAUUUACAAUGCCGUUUUACAAACGCAUGUUAAAUAAAAAAUUAGUUAUGAAAGAUAUAGAAUCCAUUGAUCCAGAAUUUUAUAAAUCUCUCGUAUGGAUUAAGGAAAACAAUAUUGAUGAGUGCGGCCUAGAAUUAUAUUAUAGUGUGGAUUUUGAGAUUCUUGGUCAAGUAAUACAUCACGAGUUAAAGGAUGGUGGUGAUAAAGUUAGAGUAGGUGAAGACAAUAAAGAAGAAUAUAUCAGGUUAAUGACAGAAUGGAGAAUGACAAGGGGCAUAGAGGAACAGACAAAAGCAUUUUUAGAAGGCUUUAAUUCAGUUGUACCUCUUGAAUGGCUCAAAUAUUUUGAUGAACGCGAGUUAGAACUUAUGCUUUGUGGGAUGCAGGAAAUAGAUGUAGAAGACUGGCAACGCAAUACUAUUUAUAGACAUUAUACUCGUAAUAGUAAACAGAUCCUGUGGUUCUGGCAGUUUGUAACAAGAACAGAUAGUGAGAAAAGGGCUAGAUUACUGCAAUUUGUAACUGGUACUUGCCGUGUGCCUGUUGGUGGAUUUGCCGAACUAAUGGGAAGCAAUGGUCCACAAAGAUUUUGUAUAGAAAAAUUUGGAAAGGAUACAUGGCUGCCAAGAUCACAUACUUGUUUCAACAGAUUAGAUUUGCCACCCUACAAAAGUUACGACCAAUUAGUGGAGAAAUUAAAUUAUGCAAUUGAAGAAACAGAAGGUUUUGGCCAAGAAUAAUUAUAAUAAUGCUAAUUAAUAAUAUAUAAUAGGUAUGCUACAUAUUAUGUAUAUGAAUAGUGGAUGAUGCAAACAAAAUUUAGAAUAGUGCUAUAAACCAAUGGUGAAAUGGAGUUUAUGCUACAUCUGAAAUUUGUCGGGAAUAACUGUUAUUAACAGUGUAAAAGUUGCAAAUAAUUAAAACUGUUUAUAUGUUGCUCGAAAAAUUUGUAUGAGGCAUCAUAAUAAUUACAUGCAAAGAUAACAUAGUGAUCUAAAGUAAUAUCAGUUUAUUUCAAUUUAUUUCAUAUCUUAUUGACAUUUUUUACUUGUAAUUCAUGAAAAUGACAUAAAACGUUAAUAAGACAUGAAAUUUAAUAAAAUUCAUAAUACAUAC
Messenger RNA from Camponotus floridanus (Florida carpenter ant), 4924 nucleotides. RefSeq names its product E3 ubiquitin-protein ligase Su(dx) (gene Su(dx)). The coding region runs from base 817 to 4548 and encodes 1243 amino acids. Lineage: Eukaryota; Metazoa; Arthropoda; Insecta; Hymenoptera; Formicidae. The record is from RefSeq and is a predicted model, not a curated record. The transcript is spliced from 12 exons. Gene Ontology annotation, molecular function: protein binding; ubiquitin-protein transferase activity.